This is a messenger RNA of Clarias gariepinus (North African catfish), 2147 nucleotides long. RefSeq names its product ephrin-A2a (gene efna2a). Gene Ontology annotation, molecular function: ephrin receptor binding. Gene Ontology annotation, cellular component: plasma membrane. Gene Ontology annotation, biological process: ephrin receptor signaling pathway; axon guidance; osteoclast differentiation. Lineage: Eukaryota; Metazoa; Chordata; Actinopteri; Siluriformes; Clariidae. The record is from RefSeq and is a predicted model, not a curated record. The transcript is spliced from 5 exons. The coding region runs from base 424 to 1029 and encodes 201 amino acids.
CACACACACACACACACACUGCGGGGGGAUUUAAACACCGUCACAACUGGAGGGAGUGUGUGAGAGGAGGCACGAGACCCUGAGAUAAAGGGGGGGAUUUAUUUCUUAUUUAAAGUUACAGCACACUGAUGAUGAUGAUGAAGAUGAUGAUGAUGAUGAAGAUGCAUGAGGAUUUCUCAGACACUGUGAGACAGCUGGAGAUCCUCCCCCUCUACACGUGCUGAGGCUGGACUCAGGUGGAGCGGAUGGGACUGAGGAACUUGAUAGCACUUCAUCCUCCAGCAGCAUGGACACGCAGCUCUCUCCUGGAAGCUCCAGCUUCUGAGAUCCACACCACAGGAGAGGAGAGGAGAAGACGUCUCUGAGGUUCCUCCUGAAGGUCUCAUGAAGAAGUGAGCAGAAGAUCUUUGGUGUGAUUCUCAGAUGGAGGUUCAGGUGCUGGUGUUGGUGUUCGCCAUGCUGUGUUUGGAGUGUGUGUGCAUGGAGGACAGGAUCCCCCCCUCGGACAGGCACGCUGUCUACUGGAACAGCUCCAACGCCAGGUUCUGGCACGGAGAGUACACCGUCGCCGUGAACAUCAACGACUACCUGGACGUGUACUGUCCGUACUACGAGGAGUCGCAGCCGGCGAGCCGGAUGGAGCGCUACAUCCUGUUCAUGGUGAACCACGAAGGCUACGUCACCUGCGAACACCGCAUGAGGGGGUUCAAACGCUGGGAGUGUAACCGGCCGCAGAACGUCGACGGCCCGCUGCGCUUCUCUGAGAAGUUCCAGCUCUUUACGCCGUUCUCGCUCGGCUUCGAGUUCCGCCCCGGACACGAGUACUACUACAUCUCGUCUCCUCACCCCAAUCACGCUGGAAAGCCCUGCUUGAAGUUGAAGGUUUAUGUGAAACCAGCAGACGGUUCAGCGUUCGAGUCUCCGGAGCCGUUCCUGAUCGACCGGAGCCCCGCUCUUAAGCUCCGCCUCUGCUUCAUACUGCUCUCAGUGGCUGCGUCGAGGCUGAUGGUGAUGAUGAUGAUGAUGUGAAUGUACAGUUUGCAGGAUUAUUCCCUCAUUUUUGCCCCUCAGGGAAGUGUUUCUGCCCCCGAUCUGCCCCACAGGUGCUAAUGAGCACUAAAGCUAAAACGCUAAAGAACGGUGCGGUCUGACACCGAGGAACAAAACGGAUUAUAAGCUUUUCUCGGCUUUGACGUGAUGCAUGGAUACAAACAGAGCGACAUGAAAUUGAAAAGCCAAUUUGAAACGGACGUUUUUCUGAUUUCCCACUUUUGUCUCGGCUCUGAGUGUCGUCCCCCAUCAUGACACCAGAUGACUACAUCCUGAUCGCUUUCCUUUUUUUUUUUUUUGGAAGAUUUGAGAACCAGCACUUAUAAAACCCUAGCUGUAGACGUCUUCACGUGCAUGUGAAACACUGUGAGGGAAACGAAUCUUAAUUAAGAUUCUUUAUUAAUACUCGAUUUUUAUUGGUGAUCAGUUGGAGGACGCUGCAUCCACGCUGCAGAUGUUGUUGAUUCGGGAAGGAAAAGGAAGCGACUGUGUUUUGUCUCUGUUUGAGGUGAAACUCUUCACUGAGCUCAGAAACACGCCGUUUUUUUGGAUUAUGUUUCAUGUUAUUUUUGUAGCGUUUAAAAGCGGCAUUAAUUAUUUAUGUGACACGGGGAAAGGGUUUUUAGUGUCUCGUGUGUCGGUGAAUCAGCAGCUCUGUGGAACUCGCUCUCCUUCAGCAUGUGUUGGGCGUCGGCCGGCUUUAAAGUCUCACGUUACGGUAAACGCCGAAGCUCUCGGCCCGGGUUACGGCAUCCUCUCCAUAUUAUAAACAGGUGCAGUGACGAUGGUUUUUCACACUUUCAUGCCUGUCAGGUACCAGUGACCCUAAGAAGACGGCUCACUCUGUGCUGCCUAGUUAGGGAACCUACAAAGGGUUUGUGAUGAUAUUUUAGUGUGUGUAUCAUGAUAUAUCAGCACAUCCCUGCCUUCAGUACCUUAAAGUGUUUGAUGUCUAAAAAAAACACGCCCAACGUGCCCAUAUGCCCCCACAUGCAAUACCCACUACUCUCUUCCGUGUUCUGUUUUUCAUGCAAGCUUUUGUACAGUACAGCCAUCUUUCUUUGUGCAAAAUGGAGAGAAUGAAAUAAAAAAUAAAA